AUUUCAUUUCCGCUCCUUGUUCAGUUUACAGAGUAGUAUUCACUGUUCACUCAGUGUUUUUGUAACACAGUGAACAUUAUUUUGUUCGAUAGGAAAGUAAAUCAGUUCCGCAAUAAAAUAACUGUAUUGAUUAAAUAAUAUUGCUCAAUUAAUUAUAUCACCGAGAAAAUGAAUAUCCUAAAGAUUUUUACGAAUAAAUGCAAACUGGAGAUCAAAUAAACUUCUGCAUAUUUACACCGAAUCACACUUGUGGUGAAAAUCAAGAAUAACUUGCACAUAUUAGAUGUCGUUGUUUACAAUGAGAUCAAUUGCUGUAUUCAAAAAAAUAUUUGCAAUGGCUCUUUUACUAAGCAUUUUUCUAUCUUUGCUUUUUUGGUCUGAUUUGAGAAUCUUCAGUCUCAAUACUGUAUCUAUAAAGACAGUUCCUGUUAAAAGCAAAUUGUGUUAUGUUACUACUAAUGAUGAGAGAGUUCAUCUGUAUAAUAAGACAGAUUUAAAGAUGAUCUACUAUGUCACACCAACAUAUCCAAGGCCUGAGCAAAUACCUGAACUAACAAGACUCUCUCACACUUUAAUGCAUGUGCCUCGUAUACAUUGGGUUAUAGCUGAUGAUCAACCAAUAUGCUCUGAAACGGUGAAAACUGUUGUAAGGAGAUCUGGUAUUCCAUUCACUCACAUCUCUAGUCCCAAGCCAUUCCAGUACAAAAGUAAUAAUUUUCCUCGUGGUGUAGCGAACCGUCGUGCUGCAAUAGAUUGGAUACGCCAAAACAUCCAUGAAGGAAUACUGUACUUUGGUGAUGAUGAUAAUACUAUCGACUUACAGUUAUUUGAAGAAAUGAGAAUGACUAAGAGAGUGUCUAUGUUUCCUGUUGGCCUUAUUGGUGGCUAUGGAGUAUCAUCACCCAUAGUUAAAGAUGGAAAGGUCGCUGGAUUCUUUGACUCUUGGCCGGGUUCAAGAACAUUCCCUGUAGAUAUGGCAGGGUUUGCUGUCAACAUUGAGUUCCUAACUUCAUCAGCAAGCAUGCCGUACAUAGCAGGCCAUGAAGAAGACAAAUUUCUAGUCAGUUUAGGAUUGAAAAUUGAAGACAUAGAACCUCUAGCAGAUAAUUGUACGAAAGUAAUGGUAGUUCUACGUCGUCCCAAUGAAGUGUGACUUUAUCGAAAAAUCUGAAAGGACAAAGUUACGUUUUAUUUGAUGUAUGAAGUAUUUAUUUCAACGAUAUAGGUACCUGGCAGGUAUUUUUUUAUAGCAAACAGUUUUUUUAUGACAAAAAAGGCGAUACUUAAAUGACAAAAGUGUUUUACUACGGUCAGAAAAUAGAUUGAUACUUGUUUAUGUUUAUUAGUUCCAAUUGACCACAGUAAAGAAAAGAAUUGGCUGCACAUUUAUUAAAUUUAAUAAUGUAGAAUAUAAUUUACUGCAUAACAUUCACAAUUAAAUAUCGAUGAAAAUAAUAAUUUUGAUUGUACAUACUUAUAUUCUUCCUGAGAUAAAAAGAAGACGCGGGAGUUGGCGACCAUCGCUGAAUAUCAGCGAUAUUAGACCGCGUCUGCCCGUCGAUGUCUGCGGCUGCCCGCGCCGCGUACACAAAGCACUCGACGGGCAGAGGCGGUCAGUUCAGGACGUUCGUUCUACUGAAUAGUCCAUCACUAAAAAGCGCGUGGCGCGGACUGAGCUGACCGCCCCGCGCCGCCGUCUGCGUUACUGCCCGCCGGGCACCUGCGGCGGUGUCCGUGAUGCUAGCGUACCCACGAUCAAUAUACGGUUUUUCGUUAUGCCAUUAAAUACUGCGUAAAUAGUGCCAAAUUAGUGUAAAAAUAAAAAAAAUAGUGCCUCUUUAAUUUAAGAAAUAAAGACCAUUUUUACUGUGUACGCUACCAUGACGUCAAGCUAGCGUACCCAUGGCCGACCCCAAGAACGGCAUAUAUUUAAGCAACGAAAUUGACACACAAAAAUAGUUCGCAAAUAGUGCCCUGGCUUUACAAAAUUUCAUAAUCAAUACUCUUAAAGUACCAAAGAUAUUGAACUAAACAUUCUUAGCUGGCGUCAACCUGGCGUACCCAUAAUAGUUCUCAUAGAAAAUGAACUUUUAUCGUUAUCAAUUCUAUAUGUAUAAAUAGUGUGUCAAAUAGUGGCUCUAACAGUAAAAGUAUUUUAUGUGAAUCCGCAUCACAACAAUACAUAAAAAGAAUCUUAAAUUCUAGGAACAAAUGUAUUGUAGUACAGUUGCACACAAAAUUAAUUUAUGCACUAAGAAAUUAUCUAUAUAUGUAUUUUUACUAAAAUAAAUAGGUACUUUUUAUAAAAAGAUAUUUUAUUUCAAUUCGAAUUCACCAAUCAUAAAUUGAUAUAAGAAUUUCAACCUACCUACUAAGUACCUUACUUACCUACUAUACUACGAAAAUAUUAUCACUUCUGUACAUGACUGUACUUUAUAUAUAAAAAUAAUUUAAUUGCUUUUUUUAUAUUGUUUUACUGUGAAUUCACAUAAAAUACUUUUACUGUUAGAGGCACUAUUUGACACACUAUUUAUACAUAUAGAAUUGAUAACGAUAAAAGUUCAUUUUCUAUGAGAACUAUUAUGGGUACGCCAGGUUGACGCCAGCUAAGAAUGUUUAGUUCAAUAUCUUUGGUACUUUAAGAGUAUUGAUUAUGAAAUUUUGUAAAGCCAGGGCACUAUUUGCGAACUAUUUUUGUGUGUCAAUUUCGUUGCUUAAAUAUAUGCCGUUCUUGGGGUCGGCCAUGGGUACGCUAGCUUGACGUCAUGGUAGCGUACACAGUAAAAAUGGUCUUUAUUUCUUAAAUUAAAGAGGCACUUUUUUUUUUAUUUUUACACUAAUUUGGCACUAUUUACGCAGUAUUUAAUGGCAUAACGAAAAACCGUAUAUUGAUCGUGGGUACGCUAGCAUCACGGACACCGCCGCAGGUGCCCGGCGGGCAGUAACGCAGACGGCGGCGCGGGGCGGUCAGCUCAGUCCGCGCCACGCGCUUUUUAGUGAUGGACUAUUCAGUAGAACGAACGUCCUGAACUGACCGCCUCUGCCCGUCGAGUGCUUUGUGUACGCGGCGCGGGCAGCCGCAGACAUCGACGGGCAGACGCGGUCUAAUAUCGCUGAUAUUCAGCGAUGGUCGCCAACUCCCGCGUCUUCUUUUUAUCUCAGGAAGAAUAUAAGUACAGUAGAACGCCGAUUAUCCGAAUUAAUUGGGACCGGGGUCGAUUCGGCUAAUCGGACAUAGACUGGUAAUUAAGAAAAACGAACUGUCACACAUAGAAUAAACCUUAUAAGUUUAACAAACACAGUUCUACAAUACUACAUACAAUAAUAGAGGUAGGUUCGUAGUAGCAAAAAAAAACCGCUCCUCCACCCAAAACAUGUAGUGUCUUGCCUCUAGCUUUCAACCAUAACAGAAGAAAUAUAUCUGGACUCCAGCGAGUUCCAACUUGUAACAACAAAACAAAAAUAUAUGCCAUUCUUGGGGUCGGCCAUGGGUACGCUAGCUUGACGUCAUGGUAGCGUAUACAGUAAAAAUGGUCUUUAUUUCUUAAAUUAAAGGGGCACUAUUUUUUUUAUUUUUACACUAAUUUGGCACUAUUUACGCAGUAUUUAAUGGCAUAACGAAAAACCGUAUAUUGAUCGUGGGUACGCUAGCAUCACGGACACCCUGCGGCGCGGUUUUUUUGCCCUCUGUGUGCGUUUGUAGUAUAGGAUUCACUUUGUGCUAUUAUUCGCGGCGAAAUUGACCGGCCCGCCCCGCCCCGUCGUCUGCAAAGCGCCUGACAGUUGAAAAAUAUCUGAACUCCAACGAGUUCCAACUUGUUAGAAUAAAACAAAACAAAAAAAAACUUGGUUUUCUUUUUUUAUACACAGUCAGGUCAUAAGUAUUGUCACACAGUAAAAACUUUUCUUUUAGAAUCAUCAUCAUCAUCAUCAUCAGCCUAUUAAUGUCCCCACUGCUGGGGCACAGGCCUUCCCUAUGGAUGGAAUAGGGAGAUUGGGCCAUGACCCACCACGCGGGCCCAGUGCGGAUUGGUGGGUGCUAACGACUGCAAAUGCAGCCGGGACCAACGGCUUAACGUGCCUUCCGAAGCACGGAGGAGCUCGAGAUAGUAAAUUUUUGGUCACCCAUCCAAUGACCGACCACUGCGAAAGUUGCUUAACUUCAACGAUCGCAGCCGAACGCGCUAGCCACCUGCGCCAUCGAGCUCCUCAUCUCUCUUUUAGAAUGCUGGCCACAAAAAAGUUUAUUGAAUUCGAAUUUCGAAUUGUUCAUGAAAAAUAAAAAUGUAUACUUUUUAGAAGUUUACUCAUUUUUAAAUAUGGACUGGACGCUUAAAGAAGACCGUGUUGCAGUUAUUGCAUUGCAUCGUUGCGGUUACGCGCCAAUUCAAAUAUUUGACAUACUGAAAAUUUUGAAUAUAACCAAAAGAUUCGUUUAUCGUACCAUCAAACGAUACAAUGAAGACUCAAGACAGGUCAAGAAGUGGUCGCCCUCGGUCUGUUAGGACUCUAGCAGUGAUAAAAGCUGUGAAGGCGCGAAUUCAAAGAAAUCCCAAACGUAAGCAGAAACUGUUGGCCCUUCAGAUAGGGUUAAGCAGAAUCACGGUGAAAAGGGUGUUAAAUGAAGACUUAGGGCUUCGGGCAUAUCGAAGAAAAACAGGACAUCGUUUGAAUGCUCGUCUAAUGGACCUGAGACUGAAGAGAUGCCGCGCUUUGUUGAAGCGGUACGCGGGAAAAAAUAUCGGGAAAUUAUUUUUUCGGAUGAAAAAAUAUUUACCGUAGAAGAGAGCUACAACAAACAAAACGAUAAGGUGUACGCACACAGUAGUGAAGAAGCGAGCAACCGUAUUCCGCGUGUCCAACGAGGUCAUUUUCCAUCCUCGCUCAUGGUAUGGUUGGGAGUUUCUUAUUGGGACUUAACAGAGGAACAUAUUUGUGAGAAAGGUGUAAAAACGAAUGCAGUUGUGUAUCAAAAUACAGUCCUGACGAACCUUGUGGAACCUGUUUCUCAUACCAUGUUCAAUAACAGGCAUUGGGUAUUCCAAUAAGAUUCGGCGCCAGCUCAUAGAGCGAAGGGCACACAAGACUGGCUGGCGGCGCGUGAAAUCGACUUCAUCUGGCACGAAGACUGGCCCUCCUCCAGUACAGAUUUAAGUCUGUUAGAUUACAAGAUAUGGCAACACUUGGAGGAAAAGGCGUGCACAAAGUCUCAUCCCAAUUUGGAGUCACUCCAGACAUCCUUGAUUAAGGCAGCCGUCGAUAUUCACAUGGACCUCGUUCGUGCUGCGAUAGACGACUGGCCGCGCAGAUUGAAGGCCUGUAUUCAAAAUCACGGAGGUCAUUUUGAAUAAACUUUAUGGUCAUAAAAAUCUGUUUUGUUAGGGUAAUUUUGGUAUAUAAAUGGUUACAUAAUGAAUAAACUUGUUUCAAUUAUUUUAUAUUAAACAUGUGACAGAAUUUAUGACCAGGACUAGGUUUACGCUUUGGACCGAUUCGGUUAAUUGGCGUUCUACUGUACUACGUUUCGGAGAUAAGGGUGAAUUUGCUUUGUUAUGUUUUUGAUUGACUCUUCGAUGCGCUUAAACUCUGCGAUAGUACGAAUUGACCAUUAGUGAAUUAAUACAAACCUAUUUUAUAGAUGAUAAUUAUAAAUAAAUAUUGUUUAUUUUUUACGUAUCUUAUUUAACCAAUUUUCGAUAAUUGGUACUUAUAAUGGCGGAGGGUUUAUCACCCAAAAAGUGAUAGACCGGCUACUCGGACUGUAAGUUUAGACUGUGAGGUUAGUUACCGUGGUCUAUGAUGCCUGUAACUAGUGUUGUCAGGUCCGAUUUGUUUUAAAUCGGUACAUGAGGUCAAAACAAUCGGGAUUUAGGGUUGCAGAUCGGGACAGUAAACAAAAAACACGAGGGGUUUUUAUGUCUGGCUUUAAUUUAUUGCGUUUUAAACUACUAGUGCAAGUAUAUUAUUAUAUCAAUUACCUAAAUUUUUUUUUUAAUAAUCGGUACAUUUAGCGUCCCGAUCGGGUACAAAUCGGGACGCGUCCCCAGACCCCUGAAAAUCGGGACGUACCGCGCAAAUCAGGACAUCGGGAAACACUACCUAUAACGCUAAGAGUAUCAUUCGCAAGAUAAGGUCCGUUUGUUAAAGAGUUAUAGCUGAUUUUCCGCUCUCAUUAGAGCGCCCAGGGAAGUAACCUCCACCUUACAGAAUACCACAGUUAAAUAACACUCAUCAUCAUCAGCCUAUUAAUGACCUCACUGCUGGGGCACAGGCCUGCCUUAUGGACGGAGUAGAAUAGGAUAGAUUGGGACAUGAUACACCACGCGGUCCUAGUGCCGAUUGGUGGGUGCUAAUGACCGCAGAUGCAGCCGGGACCAACUGCUUGAAGUACCUUCCGAAGCACGGAGCAGCUCAGAUAGUUAAUUUGUGGUCACCAAUCCAAUGAACGACCGCGGAAGUUGCUUAGCUGCAACGAUCGCAGCCGGACGCGCUAGCAUUUUGCGCCAUAGAGCUCCUCCAAAAACUAAUGCUAAUGUUGUUUUCUGUCGGUUAGUAAGGGUCCAGGGCUACUGUAGGAGAUUGGGUCAUGAGGACGUUGCGAUUGAUAGCUUUGGUAUUACAAGGGUCUAUAUAUCUAUAGGCUAUAGAAAGAUGUUAGAAGUGUGAUUAUAGACCGUUUGUAAGAGGAACCGAUGUCGCUGGAUGGCCCCCACUAAAAUUCCACCUAAUAGAUAAUAGCCAAUCAAACGACACGACUUCAAACAAUCGAAUCAAUCAGCGCUCAUAUCCGAGAGCAACGACGCAAUCAGAGCCAAGUUUUCGUCAAGUUAUGAGCAUUUGCUCAUACAAGACUGUGGCGCGCCUGCUUCGCCCACAAGGCCCUAAUUACCACAUUCUGUGUUGUGUGAAUUGAAAAAAAUAUUAAAUAAAAUUUUACCUCAUUUGCAAUUCCGCGAGCACUUGCUUUUCAUUUUCGCUCAAUCCUUGCUCCAUUACAUCGAUGGUGUCGAUUAAUUGCUCCACGUUGUAGAAACCACAGACAUUCGUAUCUAUAUCCGGUUGAUUUAGGGUAUACCAGGUGGCUAUCCUAGCGAGUUCCACAUUUCGCUCCUGCAGAACAUAUUAUAGAAAACAUGUAUUUACUAUAAAUACUAAUAUUAUAAAUGCGGGAGUGUGUGUCUGUUUGUUACCUAGUCACGCUUAGACAGCUGAACCAUUUGAGAUGAAAUUAGCUAUAGAUUUGGUUUGAGUUGCGGGAUAGGACAUAAGAUAGUUUUUGUACUAGGAAUCACCCUUUAAGGGGUGGAAGUUUGUAUGAGAAUAUCCAAUUUUUCCACACAGACGAUGUUUCCUAAGGGACUUAAAUUUUUGGUACUAGGCUUUGUGGAUAAACCUAAUAUUAGAAGAGGUUAUAAGUAGGACUAUCUAAUGAUCACGAAAAUCCGUCGUUUACUAAGAUAGGUUUACCCAAAUCUACCUGCGAUUCACUAAUAAAAGAUAAUAUAAAAUGACAAGGUUUGUUUAAUUGUUUAUAGAAAGCUAAACAAACAUAUUGUACCGACCGACGUGUGCGCAUUAAGCUAGGGACAAACUGAGCCCACGUAUGCAACGUAUGCUACGCAUUAUGACAUCUAAACUACGAAAUUUGUAUGAAAACAUAGGACUUGGAAACACACUUGUCAUGUGCAUGCGCGUCCUAUGCAACGUUCGAUCUGUCGCGCCAGAUCGGCGUGGGAGCGUGGAGGGGUUAACGAGUUGUCAGCCGCUCGGACCUUAGGCUUCUUUAACGAGUAGUCAGCCGCUCGGAGAGAAGUACCAGUUAGUACUUAAGAAUGUAGGGUUAAGGUAGAGAAGACCAUUAGGGUAGUCUUAGGUAAAGGUUAAAGUAAAGGCUUUAGUUGCCUUUAAAGAGGUUAAGUAAGGUAGAGCACUGGAGAAAAGUACUCUAUAGAAAGAUAGAGGUAAAUGUUAAAGGUUAACGUCUUUUAUAGAUGUUGAGAAAGCUUAAGAGCUUUAGGGUAAACAAUAAAAUAUUAAAUUUAGAGAUGCUGAUUUGAGUGAUAAAUGAAUGAAUGGUUAUGAAUGAAUUAAUGCGGUGAACGAGGUAUGAGUUUUAGAUUUUAAUAUCUUUGAUAUGCCAUUUACGAGUAGCUUUAGAGCCAUUGGUAUCUUCUAAUAAAUAUGUUAUGGGCCUAGUGAUUAAUGCGGGCAUUAUUCAUAAUGCCCGGGCGGUAUGAAUAAACCCAGCCAUAUCGGGCCAAGUGAUUUAUUACAAUCUAAACUCACCUAUUUAUCUCCAUUGCCCGGUCAUUAUUAAUAAUGCCGGACGGCUCGUGGUCCAUGUAAUAAGUCAGUCUUUGAGAUAACUUGAAUUUAUCGCUUGGACCGGGCAGUAUGAAUAAAUUCAAAUAGUUGGUACUAUUGUCAACAUGACAGAUGUCUCGCCAUUUUGUGUUUGUUUUGAGAUCUUGGCAAAUAAAAAAUAGAAUGGGCUCAACACUUAGAAAAAAUUCUGAACAUGUAACAGAUUUAAUGAAUUUUUCAAACAAACUGCAUUGAAACUACUAUAAAGUAUAGUUUCUAAAUGUAGCCCUUCGUAAAUUGAUCGAAGUAAAACGGAAGUCUGAUUAUUUAAAUUUUAAAAAUAGAUACUAAACUACAAAACAUGUUUUUAUUAUUACUCUACCCGAUAAUUGAUUUCAUUACUUGUAAUGCUCGGUCUAUCUAACUAAGUAUUCAUUUGAAAGUAUUAAACAUGCUUUAUAUCACUCUGCCCAAUAGGUACUUGGCAUUAUUCAUAAUGCCCGGGAAAUUUAAUAAAUUGAUUGGUUAUAAUCAUAUUGCCCGCUCUUAUUGAGCAUAAUCAUAUUGCCCGGACAUUAUGAAUAAUGCCCGAUUAAUCACUUAGCCCAUAACAUAUACACCACAGAGAUGUUAAAGUACUAAAGCUUUUGUUUCUGAUAUCUAUGAUAUACACUAAAAGCGAGAUUUACUUAACAACUUUACAUUUUAGAAAUUUAGGCGCGAGUUUAGCGCUUAAUAAGAAUCUGCAUUACUUUGUACAAACUUCUUUCGCCAAACCAUAUCGUCGACAUUAAAUUCUUUGAAUGAGCGACGUAGGUUAUAGCGUGCACUGUUUUUAGCGUGAGCAAGUUCAAAGUACCUCAUACCUUAUGAGGUACUUUGAACUUUGUCGAAAAUAGAUGAGAGGAAUCCAGCAUUUUCAGAGUAAAUAUCGCGAGGUAGAAAGGUAACUUCUUCGAUACUUCGAGCUGAGGUAUAAAAAGAGCCGCAGGGAGUUGUUUCACGACCAAAUGCCAAAAAGUUAGGCGUAUAACCAAUUAUGGAGUUCACACAACUGUUCAUCGCCUGUUGGAUUUUAGGGAGGUGCCUAUCCCACUUCCUAUGGUCGUUACCUACGAGGACAGCGAAAGCAGUAAUAAUUGUUCUAUUGUACCUUUCAGUAGGGUUUACUUGAGGACAGUAGAAUGAAGAACGAAAUAUAAAAGGAAUUUUAUAUUUCUUUAAGAAGGAAAUGAAUUCACGAGACUGGAAUUGGGGUCCGUUGUCCAUAAUAAUGGUCUGAGAGACUCCAUGUGUUAGAAAAACCGAGUUCUCGAGAGAAGAUAUUAUAUUAGGCGUGGUAGCACGCUUAAGGGGAAAGAUUAAAGUAUAUUUAGUAAAACAGCAGUUAAUAACUAAGAUGUAUUGAUUACGAUUUCUAGUCAUGGGUAGUGGACCAAUAAGAUCAAGUGAUAUAGUCUGGAAGGGCCUAGAGCAUAUUUUUCGUUUGCCCAUUGGUCCGUAGGGUGAAUGGUUUGUAUGUUUAUACGCCAGGCAUGUGUCGCAGUUAGAGAUAAAUCUGGCAAUGUCCUUAAACAUACCAGACCAGUAAUAUCGUAAUGAUUUUUUUUUGUAAGUUUUAAAGAUACCUAGAUGAGGUUUAAGUUCAGAGUCAUGGUUAGUUUCGAUGACCCUACAUCUUUCAUGAGGUAAAGGAACUUCUUUCCAAAUGAAGUCAUCAUUGAGGCUAUUUGGAGAAUGAAUACAACGAUAAAGUUUGUUGUCUUUAAUAGAAUAGGUGGUCUUGGCGCGGCUUGGCCGGCGCAUGCCCUUGGUGCCAUUCGGCAUAGGCCACCCUGUCUGGGGAUUGCCUAGUACCCUAGCGCAAUUCCCCAGAGGCGUGUGGGCCGCUCCACUCGUUGGGCCGGGCCGGCGCAGCCGGGGGCGUCCCGGUGAAAUGGCGCACACAGGCGCCGGGAUCGGCCCCCUCAAGGGCGUAGGAGGGUACCGGUAGUUUUUAGUGGGUAGGACCGGUGCUGUUCCGCGCCGGGGAGUCCCACUCACGUCGCGCGUCUAGCCAGCGCGCGGUAUGGUCCGAAAAUGGAUUUUCCACCGUAAACAAAAAAAAACUGGGGUACGUAGGCAUAAUAAGUAAGUCAUCUUCGAUGUGGUCACAGUACUAAUUUUCAACACACGUCAUCAUCAUCAGCCUAUUAAUGUCCCCACUGCUGGGGCACAGGCCUUCCCUGUGGAUGGAAUAGGGAGAUUGGGCCAUGACCCACCACGCGGGCCCAGCGCGGAUUGGCGGGUGCUAACAACUGCAGAUGCAGCCGGGACCAACGGCUCAACGUGCCUUCCGCACGCAGGAACUCGAAAUAGAAGAUUUUUGGUCACCCAUCCAAUGACCGACAACUGCGAAAGUUUGUUAACUUCAAUUAUCGCAGCCGAACGCGCUAACCAACUGCGCCAUUGAGCUCCUCAAUUUCAUACAUACUUCUACAUUAAUACAAGUAUGUAUACCAAACAACAUUAUGAUUACACACUAUAUGGGUAUGAGAACGUGCAAAACCACGUGAUUAAAAAUGAUGCAUCACGUAAUGACCUAACAUUACUCAGCUGGCAUUGGGUAAAUUAACUUAAGUGUAAGCGGUUAGCGUUAAAAACAGCAAAAGUAUAAAAUCAAGUAGCACAUUACGUAGGUAAACCUAAGAUUUACCAAUAAAAGGUUUUUUACAGUUAUAUAACAACAUACGAUACACAGGUAGGAAUGUGUAUAGUUUUCGAAACUGGUUUUUCGGCCGAAACCGAAACCGAAUAUUCGGCCGUGGCUUCAGUUUCAGCCGAAACCGAAACUCACGUGGUCAAGAUUAUAAUUCCUUAAAAUACUGAAAUUUGGUGCAUUUUACCCAUUAUUCAGCAUUAAUUAGGACAUGAAAUGGAAACACAGAAACUGCACUUCUCAAUAUAGGAUAUGGACUGCUGUGCAAGAAACGAAGUAAGGCGAGCGUGCACGACAACUUCCAAAAUCAGUUUCAGUUUCGGCCAAUUUUGGCCGAAACCGAAACCGAACUUUCCUGUCCUGCACAAUUAUAAUAAAUUAGCUUCCCGAGACCUUCACACGGUCCACCAUGUGGGAAGCCUACCCAAGUAGCGGCGUCUGCUGAAGUCAUUAUAAGGAAUUUAGUCCAUUGGAAUAUCGUUAUAACAACUUUAUGAGAGCACAGAACUGGGCAACAUUGUCAUGAAACAUUCUUUUCCUAUGUUUGCUAGAGUACCUACUAGCUGACUUGUAGCUAGCCCCGUGUCAUCGAGGCUUAAGGCACGUCAAUAAAAAAUGACGAUAUGAGUGAUUAGAAAAUUUUAGCUUUUUGGUUUAAUGACUUAUAGACAUGGUAUACCUUGCAAUAUUCCGAUGCCCUUCUGCAUAUGGCCUUAAUGUCGUCACUCGCGGGGUGCCACGGCUGCGGACCCUUAUUAGAUAAAAGCCCCAUACCAGUGGCAGCUGCAUUGAUCACGGACACGCCCUUGCUCUGUGUAAUAACCCUUGAACUUGUCAACAAACACAAUAAAAAAAUGUGUAGUUCUAGUUUGUGACACAACGAUAUUGAAUACCCUAGAUCGACCAAAAUUGUGGCCGAAACAUGUCCAAAAGGUACAUUGAACGAUCCACGGAGCGCGUAGUAGCACGUAGCUCAAUAGUAAGAAGAUCGCGUAGUCAAAAACAAUAUAAGCCAUUAUUUGAACAUUUAAAGUCACCAUUCAUGUAUAUUAAAUAAAUAAUAAAUAAAAAUAAGGUCUUUAAUUUAAACGCAGGCGGUAUGACAAUUCGAAAUGCAAGCUUGUAAAAUUUUACGACUUGUUGCUAUAGGCACAAGAACUACAGACAAGACUUUAUUUCUAUGACCCUAUAUCGUAAUUCUGUAUGCACUGUUAGCAAUAUAGCUGGUACGGAGCGAAAGGAAAAAACCGGCGAUACAACCGACUAUGCAUUUGAAUAUCACAAAUAUUUUCUAUUAAAUCAGUUUAUAGUAAGUAUUAGAACAAAAUUUGCUUCAAAUGCGUUAAAUUAACAAACAUUGAUUAGUCUGUCAUCUGUCAAAAAAACGACACUCCUUUUUACGGAGCUCUGCAGCAUGUUGGUUGACUUUACAACGGUCCGCGCGUCACUCAGAAGUGCUCGAGUCAUUGUCAAGCACUUCUUGAUUAAGACACAUUUUGAGCGCACGUGGUGUAUCUAGGGGUAUUAAAUAUCGUUCAUAUAACACCACGACACAAGUGAAACUUAAUAAAAAAUGCUUCCUGGGCUGGGGAUGGAACCCGGACUGCCCGCGUAGCAGGCGAGCUUCCUACCACUGAACCACCGCUUGUUGCGAAGUUCUGUAUUUUUCAAUAACAAUUAAUAAUUGAAUGCGAAAUCCUAAAAAUGAACGCAAAAAUUUGCGAUGAAAUAAAAGUUUCAUUUUAUUAACGAUGUAAAGCUCAACAAAUAACUAAGGAAUAUAGUUUUUAGGUGUUCUGUAGCUGCAGCAUUGUGCCCUUAAAGAUUGGAUGUAUACAUUGAUUUUAUAGAACUCGGCUUCGGCCUACGGCGAAGUGCAUGAAUGAUUAAAUACAUAAUGUACAUUUUCCAUGACCCGUUUGCUUUCUUAUUGACAUUCAUAGAUUAUAGCUAAACAGGAUUGUUGCUUAAGUGAUUGUUUAUUAUGAGUCUCCGAGGUACAAGGUACAUGGUAACAAUCCCGUUAAUAGCUAUAAUGUUAGUGACCAUGAAAGUUUAAAACAAAAUAUUCAUUGAUUGCUCCUCAUCAACUGCCGCAUACUGUAUUAUUUAUAAUAAUGCCACCAUUUCAAAAUUCGGCAAACUCGGUCAAUAUAACCUUAUAUCAUAGAAAUAUUUUUAAAUCUAAAUAAUAUCGGUAAAAACCCAAAGUAUCCAUUCUGCUAUCUGAUACCAUGUUUGACACUAGAAUAAAAACAAGACCACCUCUCAGACCUUGCAUUGGCAAUGGCCGUGAAUGACACUCUAGCUUGAUUACAGCAGACAUCCUGUGUAGGUUUACGUUACGUUUCAUCAACCCAUUAAUACAAUAUCUGCUGUCUAAGUCUCGAAUGCAAUCGUCUUUAUUUUGUACUAGAGGUUGCCCGCGACUUCGUCUGCGUAACUUAGUUUCUUUGUAAAUCCCUCUGAAAUCUAACAUUUUUCCGGGAUAAAAGUAGCCUAUGUGUUAAUCUAGGGUGUCAGCUAACUCCAUACCAAAUUUUAUUAAAAUCGCUCUAGCCGUUUAGACGUGAAGAAGUAAAAAACAUACACACUCACAUACUCACACACUCACAAACUUUCGCCUUUAUAAUAUUAGUGUGAUUAUUACGAAACAGUUUUUUCUACAGGUUUUUCAACACUUAUUUGCUUGGACCUAAUACGGUAAGUACCAAUCCUCUAGUGUUUUAUAAUAUAACUCUAGGAAAUACCCUGAAGAAUACGUUUAUGUGUGGGUAUGAAGUCGGAUAGGUCAGUAUAUAUCUGUCUGUCCGAACAAGGAAAAUUCACGAUACAAUUACAACUAAUUGAACUAAUAUAAAUUUACUUGAGCUUUGUUUAAUAAUAAAUAACAAUAAAGCAAUGUAUCAAACAGUCAAUAAACUAUCUGUUUUUAAUUAAUAUCCGGUUCCAUCUAAUAUAUAAAAUUCUCGUAUCGCGGUGUUUGUGGUUAAACUCCUCCGAAACGGCUUUCAAUGAUUUUCUCGAUUCUCAUGAAAUUUUGUGUGCAUAUUGGGUAGGUCUGAGAAUCGGACAACAUCUAUUUUUCAUCCCCCUAAAUGUUAAGGGUAAUCCACUCCUAAUUUUUUUUUUCAAUUUUAGAUAAUUUUUUUUAUUUUUUUUUAUGAUACAUUAAACAAAAAUACAUACAACCCUAAAUUUUCACCCUUCUACCACCAGCCCUUAUUUUUUUAUGGCGGUACGAAGUUCGCUGGGACAGCUAAUCUUAUAUAAAAAAAUCUCGUGUCACAAUGUUAGUUACUAUACUCCUCCGAAACGGCUUGAUCGAUUUUUAUGAAAUUUUAUAUGCAUAUUCCAUGGGUCUGAGAAUCGGCUACUAUCUAUUUUUCAUAUCCUUAAGUGAUAAGGGUUGUCCACCUGUAACUUAGUGUUCUGAAACCUAUAAUGCUCCUUCGCGCCAAAAUUCAAACUAUUGGGUAUUGUAUCAUAGUGUUCUCAUAUGGGUUAGGAGGAAUUUGAUGGAACACUACGUUACACACCCCUAAAAAACUUUUUUUGGACAAUGUUUAUUUUUUAUUAUGUGGUUUUAAAAAAUACAUAGAACCCUAAAUUUUCACUCUUCUACCACCUGCCCCAAUUUUUAUGGCGGUACGAAGUUCGCUGGGUCAGCUAUUUUUUUUAUAUAUUUGAAUUCAGAAACUUGCUCCUAUCUCCUUUUUUGCCUAACCAACAACGGCGCGGUACAUACAUACAUUUUGUGAUUCUUGGCAAAAUACUCAUAAAGGCAUAAAAAAGGCACUUAUCUUCUUAUUCGAUAUGCCUUUUAGAUAUCCAUUAAAUACUCCCAAUAAAUACUCAUUGAUAUAAUUACCUGUGCAUAUUAUCGACAACCGCUAAACAUCAUUAUUACAAGCCAAUAUACCUAAUACUAUCUUUUUAACUACCAUUCAAUACAGCUGCGUACCUAUGUAUUUAUCUAAUUCCACAACCUCCGGAUCUGGAUCUUUCGAUGAUUAAUCAAUACUAUCAAUAUUUUAUUGAUGUUUUCUAAUAUCUAUUUUGAUAUUCGCAAACUGUUUCUUCAACAUGCUCUUCGUCAGAACUCAACGUUCAAAUCCAAAUAGGUAUAAACAGUUCUUUUCAAACCAAAUUUUUAAGGAAUCGUGACACAAUCACGGCACCUACAGACUAGCUACUUUUUAGUAACGCGACUUCACAAGUGAUAGAUCAAAAUAAUUAAAAAAUACGCACCUUAAAAUAUUUGGUGUAGUUCUGCAAUCGGUUAUCGAAAAGUGUCGACUUUGCAUACGAGAGAACCGAAGAGAUUUUUACGUCUGAUUCCUCGAUGAUCUCUUUCAUGAGAUCAAUGUCGUAAUCCGCUAAGCCGAUGUACCGGGCUUUUCCAUCUCUCACUGCUUUUUCUAGAGCCGGCAAAGUUUCCUUUAAUACUAUUGACGUAUCUGAUGCAAAGGUAGCGUCAUGGACCUUUAAAACAGAAUUAUCUUUGGUAAGAAAUAGAGCAAAUGCAGUCUUGUUAUUCAUAUUAUAUCUUAACAUAGAAUAUUUAUGAUUUUUCAAAUUAAAAUCCUUCGUUCGUUGUCGUAAUAUGCCUUGUAUUGCACUUUUACGGUAACUUGGUAGAAAAAAGGACCGCAAAAUAAGGCUUAACUGAACGGUAAAGUAAAGUGGAUUCAAUUAGAUUCAAUUGGUUGAAUUUGACUUCCAGACCUGUAUCAAAUCAACAUAAUCCAAGUUGAGGAGACUUAGUGUAUUGUCUACUGCAGCUUCAGUCUUUUCCGCCGUGAAGUCGAACAUCUUUUCGGUCGCCAGUUCAUAUCGCCCGACCUUGCUGCCGAUGAAAAAUGACUCUCUUGGGACAUUUUGCAACGCCUUUAAUAAAAGUCAACAUUAAAAUUACAUAUUAUAUACUAAGCUACCACUACUUUGACAAAAACUUACAAAGUCGGAGUUGAAGAUCUUUUUAGAGGUUAGUUGCAUAGAUAUUUUUCUUUAUUAGUUUAAAACAACAACUAUUAAUAAGGAAGUAACCGGAAUAUUAUAGCUUCUGGAGAUUGGUUAAAUAUUAAAUCUGGUCAUUAAGGUUUACCUGAAGAAGGAGCUACGCUUAUUUUCGAUUUUACAAUGUCCUGACUCAUGUAUAAAUAAUGAAAUUAAUGCCAAGCAGAUAAAAACAACGCUUUAAUUACUUAAAUAAUAUGUUUAUUACGGCGAUGUUGACCAUGGUUUUCUCAAACGAAAAGCGGUGCUGAACGCAAAUAUCCGUUCUAUCUGUUGCAGCAUUCGUUGGAUUACCCGCACAGCAAAUUACUACGCGAGGGUGCUCUGCUCUCGAAGGGCGCUCUUCUAAAAUUCUUUCCACACAGACCGAUGAAGAUUAUAUGCUCAGUACCGAUCAGAGUCGAAAAAACUAUUGCACAUAGACCGGCAGGGAGAACACUUUCUUUUGUAGCCUUUUCGUUUCAUACGUAAACUUCGGAAAAGUUAAGUUGUAAAAGAGAUACAAAAGAGAAUACUGUGUGAAGUUAACUUUGACAUAUUAAAAUGUCUUUUCUUCUUAAAGUGCUUAUCUGUAUCUAAUCAACUAUUGUCAUCCUUUUAUCCAUGUUACUAUUAAAUGGACUUAAUCCAUCCAUUAUCCAUAUUAUGCGAAAACGUGUCUGUCUGUUAUCUAUUCACACUUAAACUACUGAUCCGAAUUAGAGGAAAUUUAGUAAAGUAAAAGUGAGUCCUAGGAAUGGGCAUAGGAUAGUUUUAUCUCAGAAAUCAUCCUUUAGAGGAGUGAAGUUAGAAUGGGAAACCAAUUUUCUCAUGCAUGUGAAGUUGUGGGCACCUGCUGAUUAGAAACAAAAACAUGUCCUCCUUUUGCCUACUCUUUUAUUUAAUGCUAUAACUUUGACUCACCUUUCCAAUUGUUUUUUCUGAACUCCCCUGACCAUACCAUGGACCAGUCUCCAAAUAAUUUACUCCAAGUUUUAAACUUUCAGAUAUUAAAUCCAAACUUCUUUUCUCAUCAAAUGUUCUGAAAUUUAGUUGAUUACUGAAGGUCAUUAGAUACAUUUUAUACCUUUAUAUAUUGAAGGUAAUUAGAUAGAUUUUCAUUUUAUACCUUUUUUAAAGAAUUAAUCAAAAAAUUAACUAAGUAUGUAAUAUAUCUUGUGCUUGAGCUAAUAUUACACACAUACAUACUUGGAGACAAAAUAAAGUCUCACCAGAUGUUUUCAUUGAAUAGGGUUUUAUAUCAUCAUUAACAAAUGGAAAAGUUAUGUAACAAUCUGAUACUGAUCCAGGUCACUAACAUUUCGACAGCAGAAGCAUAUUCAAAAUUAGAAGGUUCUAUAGUUGAAUACUUAACUGAAUAUAGUAUUGAAAAUGUAAUGUAACACAAUGUCUAAAGCACAAAGAUAUGCUUUAUAUAUCUUGAAAGCAACUAUUGACAACAAGGCAGAAUGAAAAUGUGAAAUACAAGGAUUCCCCAGGAGUGGCAUGUUUACACUAUGAAUUGUUAAAUUGGAGAAUCAAAAAUGUAUUAAUUGAUAUCGCAAAAUAAACAUUAUGUUGUUGUCCAUAUCGCAGAUCUCAUUCAAUAAUGUGAUUUUCUAUUAUUUUACAAUAGGGUAUUUGACAAGUUUUAGAAAACAAUCUCACGUUAUUUACUAAUGUUUAUGGAGUCCGUAUAAAGAUGGAUAUUCAUCAUUCUGUUGUUUAUUUCAGUAAAAAUAACCAAAUCAAAAACUCCAUUUACAAGUUGCCGCGAAAACGUUUCUCUGGACAAUAUGGUCUCACUGGCGUGUGACAUCACACGACUGUUAUUUAAACGUCAAAUGAUACAAUGUAAUGUCACUUUAACCGGAAGUUUACUUGCGUGUGACGGUAGGCUCUGCCAAUCCCAAGCGCUUUAGGUCACAAUAGAUAAGAAAACUAUCAUCUGUUUUGUGGGUUUUUAGUCAAAUUAUGAAUAUUUUUUCUGUAGAAAUAGUGAAAAUCCCUGCCAAUAUUCAUUCUAAAUGCAGAUGCUAACAAUAGGCUAGUUGACCCUUUUUGGAAAAAGGUUUUAAAUGGUUAAUAAAUGUUCUAUUAGACCGAAAAAAAAUGUAUUGUAUUUUUUUGAGACCUAGAAAGUUACAAAUCUUUAAUUUUAAAAUAGACUUUUCAUGGACAUACAAAAUCGCUGUCGGCCAUUUUAGUCUAUAGAUUAUCUAUGCUAUGACGUUGACGGUAGUAAACAAAAACUCGUAAGCACGUAGAAAAUAACCUAUCUGAGUUUAUAAUAAUAAAAUAAACAUGAUUUCUAAUAGAUACCACGCAAAAUAUAGUAAUUAUCAUUAUUGUAUUGUACGAGAAUGUAAAAACCUUGAAGACUCCAGGAAAGUUGUGCAUUAAAGUGCCGAAAAAAAUUAACCUACGCAAUACCUGGUUAGAACUUGCUAAAUGUGAUCCUGCAACUUUAUCGACUCAUAGUAAAAUUUAUUUUUGCGAAGAUCACUUUGAUUAGCUGUGAAAAUUGGAUCACAGCACCCUUCUGAAAUAGGUGUAUACAGCAACUACAACAAACAAGUGCAAUUCUCAUACAGCUAUUUGGGGUUAACAUUUUAAGUACAAAAGUCAAUAUAAUAAAAAAGGGAACCUACCCUAAAAUAUUAUUGUUUCAAAUAAAUCCUCACAAAGUAUUGAAUUACCUUUCUUUCAUCAUCAUCAUCAGCCUAUUAAUGUCCCCACUGCUGGGGCACAGGCCUUCCCUAUGGAUGGAAUAGGGAGAUCGGGCCAUGACCCACCACGCUGGCCCAGUGCGGAUUGGUGGGUGCUAACGACUGCAUAUGCAGCCGGGACCAAUGGCUUACGUGCCUUCUGAAGCACGGAGGGGCUCGACCCCUCAGGCAAUAGUAAAAAGGGAUAGUAAAUUUUUGGUCACCCAUCCAAUGACCGACCACUGCGAAAGUUGCUUAACUUCAACGAUCGCAGCCGAACGCGCUAACUACUUGCGCCAUCGAGCUCCUCGAAGUAUUGAAUUACCUUUCUUUAAUUUCUAAAAUUCAUACCAAAUAAAAAACUAUUGUAUAUGAUUGGCAACUUUGUUUUUAUAGGUGAUAAGCUAUUAUUUUCCAGAAUAAUUACCCGUAAAUGUUGCUAAAUGCUGCUCCUCCCAAACUGAUAUGGGAUACGUUUAAUCCCGUCGUACCGAGCUCGUUAUAUCUCAUAAUGAUGAUUUAUUCCAAAAAUAAUGGACAAACAAACGCGAAAGAACUAACAAAGAGAGUUGACGCAAGACUAACACAAUAGCAAAACUACAACACGAGUCACGAGCACGACUUUGACUGGAGUUAGCAGAUAGAACAUUCGACGCUGCAGUAAAGGCUAGUAAAAAGGACUUAUCCACGAAUUAUCGUGAGUGAUAACCUGUCCGUAUCAGUCAAUCAGAACUUUUCUGUAAGUGUCUACAUAACUAUAGUCUAUUCACAUUGACGUGAGACAAAAUGUAAACAAACCAUAAAAAGGAUACUUUUG
Messenger RNA from Chilo suppressalis (striped riceborer), 19525 nucleotides. The record is from the annotation of a GenBank genome assembly. NCBI's taxonomy places the organism in Eukaryota, Metazoa, Arthropoda, Insecta, Lepidoptera, Crambidae.